AUCAUUAUGUGGUACUAGCCAAAAUGUCGAAGAAUCCAAAAAAGCAAGUGCCGCGUACUAAUUCCUCUAAUUCUGCUGUGGAUAAUUCUGUUGCGCCCACCGCAUCCGCUGCCGUCACCGAUAAAACUUUUGUGGAGCGCAGAGCCGAACGCGAUAUGCACACUGCACAAUAUACACGGAUGCACCAAGCAGAUUAAAAAGGUAAGGGCUCUCGGAACGAACUCCCGCGAGUUUAUCUUUGAAAGUUGAAGUGCCGGCAAAAGACUGGCCAUGUGUGACGAAGAAACUUCAUUUAUAUCAAGUAAUGGGUUGAGCAAUGUUCGGAAGGCUGCGCGUGUUCUCCAAAUGUGGCCGCAGCUUCAUUCAAAAUUUCCGGCUAUUUGGAAGAAGAUUACACUGCAUCUUGAUUGCGACCAGUCAACUCUGCUGCGAAUUGCAAACGAACUAAAAAAGCACCCCGAUGUUUUCGAAAUGUUCGCGCGUAAUCCCCGCGACCCCAUAAUCCUUUUGCCACCUACUUCCAAGCGUUUGCUUAACGGCUGCCGUCAAAUCCGGAAAUCAAAAAACGGUCAACAAAGUGACCCUUCCGCUUUACACACCCAUCAUGAUUCUCCGGAUCUGUGCACCGUCAGCGACAUCGAAUGCACUCACACAAAAUGCUGGAGAUUUAACCUUCGCUGUCGUUCUUGCAAAAGCUACUAUCGCUAUUCCACAUUCUUCGACUCAGAUAAGAAAAAGUUUUUCUUAUAUGACACACCGCGACCAUAUGUUGAAAUUUCGCGUGAACUUUGUUGCACAAGACGACUGUGCAUUUUAAUAACUAGUGACAUGUAUUUUAAGCAAUGCAGCUUUCAAGCUUUUUCUUCGUCUGUACAGAACGCUUUCGGCAUUUCAGAUGACUACAAUCGUAAGCAACUUGCGGAGGCUUUUUUUAAGUACCAUAUAGAAGAAUAUCUGCGGCGCUUGGGAAAGCUAAGCGUGGGUUUGACGGCGGAAAACGACUGGGAUGAAGCGCUGACAGACCUCAAUCAAACGCUUAGAUCUGAACUGCUGCCACAUGACCAUUACGAAAUCUGUAUUGGAAGGGGAUGCAGGGACGCUGUGGCUAUGGAUGGUAACUGGAAAUUUAGCCACGUGAUCUGCUCUUUCCUCAUUAAGAAAACUCAUUCAAAGUUCCCGCUCCUUAAAUUUCCUCGUCAGUGCACUGAGGAGCCGCUAUCUGGCUUUUUAUAUUGCAAAGCGCACAUUGAUAUUGCCAGAGCGGAAGGUCUUCCGGUUACUGCUGCAGCCGAAAGAAAAGCAAGGCUUAAUGAUACCUUAGUAGCAGCAGCUCUGGAAACUGAGAGCGACACUGCCGAGAUAUUUACCACAACCUUGGCUUGCCGCAAAAACUUGGGCCAACACAGAUAUCUGAAAUCACGAUCUCGUGGCUGGCUGUUUUUCGUAACAGCCGGUGGUAUCAUUCGAAUGUUUCGACCUUUAUAUGGGUCGGAAUCGUCUUCGCAAGUGUUUUUCCAUACAGUGGAAUACCUGUUCCAGGAGCUGUCUACGCGAAACCCAGCAGAUUAUGCGCGUUUUACACUCUGUUAUGACGAUAUGUGCCAUUUGAACGCUCUGCGACAAGCAGCAGAAGAGCUGCCAUACCCGGCACCUUAUUCAACAAUGUGGUUUAAAGUACAGAAAGUGAUCGACAGGUUCCAUAUGCGUAAUCACAAGCCUGAAUGCUUCACUAAGUACAACGCCGACGAAAAACUAGCCGCCAUACACGGAAACGGGACUUCGAUCAACACGGAAUCUGCAGAGCAAGUGUUUUCCCAACUGCGAAAUUUCAAAGCCUCGCUUUUCGUAAUGGGAAAAAGACGACAAGAAUUUUUUUUGCAUGUUAUAAGCCGUAUGCAUAACUGUCACGUGGAAAAGUCGAUGGCAAAAGGUUGUUUACCAAUACAUUUUAACGGACGAAGGCGAAGUAACACAAUGUGAACACGGCAUUUUCUAAUUUCACAAUUUGUUUGUGUGGCUUCAAUAAAGGUUAGUGCGCGUUUA
Paramacrobiotus metropolitanus is the source of this 2043-nucleotide messenger RNA. RefSeq lists its product as uncharacterized. The coding region runs from base 271 to 1980 and encodes 569 amino acids. Lineage: Eukaryota; Metazoa; Tardigrada; Eutardigrada; Parachela; Macrobiotidae. The record is from RefSeq and is a predicted model, not a curated record. The transcript is spliced from 10 exons.